Molecule: messenger RNA, 8250 nt
Organism: Anolis carolinensis (green anole)
Lineage: Eukaryota; Metazoa; Chordata; Lepidosauria; Squamata; Anolidae
Gene: nenf
Product: neudesin neurotrophic factor
Exons: 4
Coding region: 1-513 (170 amino acids)
Cellular component (GO): endoplasmic reticulum; endomembrane system; membrane
Source: RefSeq, a predicted model, not a curated record
AUGGCCGGCGGAGGGGGCUUCAGCCUGGCCUUGGCUCUGCUCUGCCUGCCUUUGCUGGGCUUCCAGGAGGCCCACGCCGAGCCCGAGCUGCGCUUCAAGGCUUCUUCUCCCCGGCAGAGGCCCGUCCGGCUCUUCACCGAGGAGGAGCUGGGCAGGUACGACGGGAGGCAGGAAGACGAGCCUAUUUACAUAGCUGUGAAGGGUGUGGUGUUUGAUGUCACUUCUGGCAAAGAAUUUUAUGGGAAAGGAGCACCAUACAAUGCACUGGUUGGUAAGGAUUCGACACGUGGAAUUGCAAAGAUGUCUCUCAAUCCUGAGGAUCUCACCCAUGAUACAGCGGGGCUGACAGAAGAAGAGUUGAAAUCUCUGGACGAGACCUUCAAUAAUGUCUACAAAGCCAAGUAUCCUAUUGUUGGCUACACGGCUGGAAGGAUUCUCAAUAAGGACGGCAGCCCCAACCCAAACUUCAAACCUGAAGAUCAGCCACAUUUCACCAUUAAGGAUGAGUUUUGACCAGUGACUCUGCGGGUAUCUGCUUGAUAUUUUGAUUUAAAAGACCAAAAUUAGCUGAAUCAAAUGUUCUAGGCAUAGCUUGAAUGCAGACUUGGGAGCUGUAGUCCAGGGUUUCCAAACCUUUGUUCUAGUAAAGAUACAUGGACUUUAUUGAGGUGAGAAUACAGUGCUUCAUACCAGUGCCUUCCUAUCUGCUAAUUAAAUCAAAGGCCUUAAGGAAAGAUCAGUAAUCAGUGGCUAACUAAGGUUUCUGAUGCAUCAGCUGUGGUUCAGUGAAGAGACACUUUAUUUUCAAAUUGCCAAAACAUAAGAGACACUUAUCAAAACAUUUAUUUGUUCAGACUAAAAAUGUUUCACGUAUAUAAGACUCAUACAUUAAUUGUACCCAGCAUCAUAAAUCACACUGAUCUUCUGAUUUCCAGUGAAAUGAAAGGCUUUUUAUUCCUUUCCCACCACUUAGGGGCCAUUAACCUUUUAUUGAAUUAUUAUUGUAUUAUUUUAUUGUAUUAUUAAUUAUUAUUGUAAUUAUAUCCCAAUAACAGUUUUAUGGCUCCUACCAUUUGGCUCUUCACAUCCACUACCCACACAUGUCCCCAUUUGUCCCUUCAGUGACAUGAACACAAGGACUUGUAGUUCUUGUGGUCAUGACACUGACAUGGAUAUUCACAUUUCUGUUUUACUUCCCCUAUCAUCCCGGCAUAGGGAUGUGUAGGCACACAUGUACAGACUACUGCAUGUCUGUGCACACUUUAUGCACACUGAGAACAUGGGCUGGUAUUCAUCCUGAAAAGUGAGUACUGUUAACAAAUGUAGCAGGGCAAAGUGCUCCCAUUUUAGGGUUUUCCAUUGCAUUAUUCUUUCUGCUACUAUUUUGUGCCUGCUGAUGAUACCGCUCAGUUGUCAUUGAACUAAUGCUGUAUUUUUUCAAUUCUAAGACACACACUGAUUUCAGUACCACUAACAGAAAAAAAGCUUUAUUUAUAUAUAAAAAGCAUCACCCACAAUUCUAAGAUUUACCCUAUUUUUAGAGAUGUAUAUAUGGGGGAAAUGCAUCUUAGAAUCGAAGAAAUAAUAGUUUUUUUGUGGGAAGAGUGUUAUUGGCCCUGUUCCCCCCCUGCCCCCCUUUUUACUAAUCUUCAUGUUUCCCAAUCUAUGGAGGGAAUAUCCCUUGAAGGAAAGAGAUGGUGUUGUUCUUAGCUGCAUGGAAAAUGGGUUUGCUGUUAGUGUGAUCUAAAACUCCAUGGAUAGAUGCUACUUGAGGCCUUCUGUCAAUGGUGGGGCCAUCAAAUGGCAGCCACUCUUAUCCCUCUCCUUUAGCUGGGUACAGUUAUAAAGUCUAUGCAGGAUUCAGUACCUGGGCUGGUCUUAUUAGCUGGGGGAUUCUGGGAAAUGUAGUAAGGCAAUUUUGGCUUGAGUUUACAGAGAUAAGGUGUCAUUUGCUUACCAGCACUCUUCUGUAUUCAUAACUUGCACUGGGUUUGCUGUAAUCUUCUGUACACUAUUAUUAUGCUUAUUUAUACCCACUUUUUCUCUCCAUAAGGAGACUCAAAGUGGUUUCAUUACAGUUUAAAAUCUACAAAUAUACAAACUUUAAAACAUAAUUAAAUAUCAUUUGUAUUUAAAAAUCCAGUUAAAAUGCAUAAAAACAUAUUCAAAACAUGUGGUGCAGAUAUGUGAUAGACCACUUACAUAUGACUUGCGGAGGCUGAUUAAUCACUGGUGGUCCUCCACAUUUGUAUGUUUCAUCUUUGCUUAUUUGAUUAUUCCUGGAUUUGAUUAAUUUGACCUAUUUGGGAAUUACUGUAACCUCCAGCAUGACUUUAUGGUCAACUUCUACCAGGUUCACAAUGGAAGAUCUAGAGUGAAUACUUCUGUAGGCAUUUGUAGAUCUUCCAGCACAAACUUUUGGUCAAUUUCUUGCAGAAGUUGACCAUUGCGUUGCACUGGAGGACCUAGAAAGCAGGGUUGCUUACCAGUAACCAGGUUUCUUUGAGUGGUCAUCUGUGGAAUCCACACAUAUGGUAUUUAUUACACAGCUUUCGGAACACUCUCAGCUGUGAAGCUUUGGCUAUAACCCCGCCCAGCCUCCCAUCAGAUAUAUAAGCCCCGGGUGGGGAUGUUGCCACAGUUUCUGGCCAGUGGCAGCAGCGGACAAUAAAGCAGCAUGACAAUCAGCGGGGAGGAUGGACGGGGAUGUGCAGAUUCCACAGAUGACCACUCAAAGAAACCUGGUUACAAGUAAGCAACCCUGCUUUCUCCUUCGUGGUAUCUGUGGAAUCUGCAAAUAUGGUAGUCUAACAAACUACUCACCAUGGCCGUUGGGCGUCAUGCCACUGCCGAAAACAGGACUGCUCUGCCAAAAGCUGCAUGCUGCUUGGAUUGGAGGUCCAUCUUGUAGUGUGUGACAAACGUCAGCGGUGUGGCCCAUAUGGCUGCCUGACAGACAUCUUCUAAUGCCACUACAUGGUGGUAAGCUGUUGAUGUGGCCAUUGUUCUUGUAGAAUGGCCCUUUACAUGGAAUGGAGGCUUUUUGCCAUCCAACUGAUAGGCUAGCUUUAUUGUAGCAAUUACCCAUGCUGACAGUCUCUGAGAAGAGAUAGGCAGUCCCUGAGUGAAAGUGUGAUAAUGAAGGAAGAUUCUAGGUGACUUCCUAAAGUCUUUAGUCCUAUUGAGGUAGAAUGAUAACACUCUACGGACAUCUAGGUGGUGAAGGGAAUGCUCUAGAGGUGUUAUCGGAACCUGAAAGAAAGCUGGUAAGACUAUAUCUUGUGUAUUGUGAAAAGAUUAAUCAACCUUUGGGAGAAAGGAGAUAUCAGUCUGCAUUACCACUUUAUGUGCAUGAAAGCGCAUAUAAGGGGUAUCGGCAUGUAGAGCACAAAGCUCACUAGCCCUCCGUGCAGACGUAAUGGCCAUGAAGAAGACCGUAUUCCAUGAGAUGGCAGAGUGUUACCGUGGCCAGCGGCUCAAAUAGUGGUUUUGUAAGCGCAGACAGCACAAGCUGGAGAUUCCAAGAAGAUGUCGGUAGCGCUCUGGGUGGCUUGAUGUUUUUAUAUCCCAGUAGGAAAAGUUGCACCAUGGGGUCUUGGAAUACCGAAGGAAGGCCUUUUUUUCCUAUAUGCUGAAAUGGCCACCAAAUAACAUUUCAAAGAAGACAGUGCCAAGCCUUUAUCUGUUAGAGAAGCAAGGAAAUUAGCAGCACUGCUGUGGGUGCUGUGAGCGGGUCCAACUGAUGCUGCUUUACAAAGGCCACAAACCUUUCCUACUUGCAUUGAUAUGAACACUUUUUGGAUGGUCGAUGGGCUGCUGCUAGUAUUGUCUGGACGGUGCGGGAGAACAGUGCGGGUGAAUGCGCCACACUGAAUUGUAACCAUUAUAUGUCUGGAUGCUGAACUUGCCCAUGUUCUAUGGUGAGAAGAUCGGGUUGCUGAGGAAGACGGUGGUAGUUGUCCGCCAGUUCCUCAAGCAUUGGGAACCACGGCUGCCGGGGCCAUCACGGUGCUAUGAGAAUCCAGUCGGCAUUGUCCUGGUAGAUUUUGGAGACCACCCUGGUUAGCAGUGGUAUCGGAGGAAAGGCAUAUAGUAGCCGGCCUUCCCAUUUGUAGAGGAAGGCAUCCCUGAGACUCCUACUCCCAGGGCUCUGGCGUGACUGAGUACAAUAGUGGUGGCACUUGGAGUUGUCUGCUGAUGCAAAGAGGUCUAUGAGUGGCUGACCCCAUUCCCCGAAGAGGACUUCUGCUUCUGCUUGCUGCAGUGACCACUCGUGACUGCUGACAGGUACCCUACUCAGUUGGUCAGCCAAGGUGUUGUCCUGUCCCGGGACAUUAAUUGCUAAGAGGUGGAUGGAAUACCGAUUACCAAAGCUGGAUGGUCAGUUGAAGCAGUGACUGGAACCGUGUAUCCCCGUUUGUUGACGUACCAUGGUAUGGCAGUAUUGUCUGUCCAUACCUGUACUGUGUGGUUGGACAGAACAUCCCUGAAUGCCUGAAGACACUUGAAGAGGGCUAGAAGUUCUAGGAAGUUGAUGGGAGGCAUCUGUCAUUAUUGUUCUGGAAGGUCCACGAGGAUGGAAAGGCAUGCCACUGCAUACGUUUUCUUGAAGCAUCCACCAGCAGAGGGACCGUCUGACCCGUGAAGGUAAGUGCAGCAGAGUUUGUGGUGCAUCGUGGAGGGGGUUGAAAACUUGCAGAAACCACGUCUGCAGAGGGCGCAUCCUGAGACAUGUGUAUACUGUAACUGCUGUCGUGGACGCCAUGUACCCCAACAGGGACUGGACGUGUUUGGCCUGUAUGCUUGGCGAAUGAAGAGCAUCAUUGAGUGCUUCUCGAAGGGCUUGAAAAUAAUUUUCCGGUAACUAAGCCCUGCGGCUCAGAGAAUUGAGGCAUGCCUCAAUAAACUGAAUGCACUGUUGUGGUUGAAGGUGGGACAUGUCUCCAUUGACCACCAAGUGCAGGUCCUGGAGAAGGGAAAGGGUAAACUGAAUGUCAUGCAGUUUACCCAUGCCACAAGCAGCCAGUCGUCUAUGUACCGGAAUACUGUGACCCCCUGUACAUGAAGGUUAGGCUGCGAUGACCGCCAUACAUUUCGUGAACACCCAAAGGAGGUGUAUGGCACCAAAAGGAGAAAGGAUGCUGCCCAAUAAUAAAUGACAGAUAUCUGUGAUGACGGGGUGCGAUAGGGAUGUGAAAAUACGCAUUCCGUAAAUGUUUUGUAGCGAACCACGUGCUGUCAGGUAAUAACGGAAGGAUAGUAGACAAGGUCACCAUCCGAAAAGUGUGGGAACAAAUAUAUUGGUUAAACUGCCGUAAGUCCAAUAUAGGACGCUGACUGCCAUCCUUCUUGCGAACUAGGAAAUAUCGUGAAAAAAUGCUUCAGAAAAGAAAUCUGGGUGCAGUGGGACAACCGCUCCUUUAUUCAACAAAAUAUGAAUCUCCUGCCAGAGGACCCCAGAUGGUUGCGUGGCCUUAAUACAACUGUCUUUGGCAGCGUAUAAAACUCAAGAGCAUAACCAUCCUGUAUUAUGCUAAGGACCCACUUAUCUGUGGUAAUCUGGCACCACGCAUGAGAAAACUCAGAUAAUCUUGUUCCAAACUGAAAAUGUAUCCUUGGUAUGGGAUACUCCUGUGUUGCAGUCUGUGCAUAUCAAAUAGAAUCAGAGCAAUUAGGACCCACCACCUUAUGUGCCGUCACCAUGCUGUGGAGAGAAGAAAAACUAGAAAAGGCAUCAGCGUCACUAAACCCGGCGCUUUGCCUUUGGCUGAUAUCGCCUCUUACUCUGCUGGCGGGAGCAAGAUGGUGGGGGUGACCCUUGUGGCGCUGCUGAUGUUGACUGAGGAAAAGACCUAUUACCCAAGGAAUAGGAUCUAUGAGGCUCUGAAGCAGAUGGUGUCCAUCUGCAUCUAGAUGGAUAACUUUGCUGCCGCUGAAAGGCGUACUUGGACACAGUUUGGAGCACCUCCUGAUUAUUUAUUUAUAGUAUUUAUAUUCCUCCCUUCUCACCCCGAAGGGGACUCAGGGCGGAUUACAUUGCACACAUAUAAGGCAAACAUUCAAUGCUAUAACAGAACAGAGACAGACGCAGGCAUGGGCUGGCCUCAAACUCAUGACCUCUUGGUCAGAGUGAUUUGUUGCAGCUGGCUGCUAACCAGCCUGCGCCACUGCCCGGCCUAUGUUUCAGCUUUGUUCUGUGUCAAGAUGAAAGACAUCAUUUUGGGUAGGAAGACUUUCUGCCAACGUUUUGCCUUAAAGAGUAGAGGCCCUCAGUCAUGCAUGAUGGUGGAUUGUUGUAGCUAUUGCCACCAUGUGUGCUGCCACUUCGGCUGUAUCCUUUAAAAUAACCUUUUGUGCUCUUGUUAUAGUAAGAGGUUCUUGCUGGAUGGCUUUCAAGAAAGUUUGAUGCUCCUGUGGAAGGGAUCUGCUAGGAGAUAUGGCACUGCCUGAAAUGCUGUUGUCAUCAGACCCUGCUGCUGUUGCUGGUCUGACAGAAAAAGGUGGUCCUCCAGUGGCUGAUCAGGCUGCGUAACUGGAAGAGUCAGUGCCUUUGAGAGAUGCCCCAUGUGCAGAAAAACUGGAAAAACCAUCUGGCAAUGGUGGUUCAAGUUGAGCGUUUAGGUGCUUGCCCCCUUCUGAUUGUUGCAAAGAGUCUGAAUGCGAAGGAGAAGCCUCUUCCUGAGGAUUUAUAUCAGACACUGGCUCCUGCAACAGCUGUGGAAGGGCCUGCUGAGAAGAGAGCAAAGGUGGCUGAAUCCGACCAUACUCCUGAAUUGGAGCGAAGACAUAGGCACAACUCCCUGAAGAUUGGUGAAUAAAAUCUUGCUGAUUGUAACCCUGCCUUGGUGGGGAAGGGAAGGGUGGCGGGGCAUAUGGCAUAAGAUUCUGAGAAUAGAGUGAUGCCGAAAGAGAAGCUGCCAAAGGGUUUCUAAUAGAGAGCGCUGCGCUCGGAAUCAGAGGCAUGCCCCUUCUCACCUUGCUGCGGUCCUGGGCCUUCUUAGUGGCCAUGCCAUGACUCCAAGCCUCCACUGCCAUGGCAAAGGCAGGAAGGAGGGGUUGGAGAUGGCCUGGUGUGGAGGGGUGGGCUGCUCCCACUCAAGGGAGCAAGGCCACAUUGCCCUCCUGCGCUGGUGUUUGUGGCAGCAGCUCCGGCUGCCUCUCCGGUGUCUGGCCGCGUAGCGUGGGCAUGGCUAGGAGCAGCGCCAGCCCCUGGAUGCCAGCGACUGUGAGUGGGCAUGGCCGCUGUGGGAGCUGCUCUAUGUUUCUUUUUCUUUUGUGCCUCCUCAACAGAGUCCGAUGGCGGCAAGGGCUGCUUUGGGGAUUUUGACUUUCCCCUUUUUGCUGCCGGAGGGGCAGGUGAAGAAAGUGGCAGAGAUAAGGAACAGUGUGGGGUGGGAGGCGCAGAGGCUGCCCUUUGCAAUGCCGAAGGGAGGAGGGCUUGCUCAUAAAGCAGUGCUUUAAGGCGCGUUUCCCUGUUCUUCCUUUCCUGAGGCAUGAAAGCCACACAAACAGGGCAAGCCUUGGUAUCAUGGGCUUCCCCUAAACACAAGAGGCACUUAUGGUGUCCAUCUGAGACAGGGAGCUUCUCCUCACAAGCUGUACAUUUCUUAAACAGAACCAUAUUACCGUUAGCCAAAGCGUAGUCAAAACCCAAUCCGAGGUUAAAACUAUCCAGAAGUCAGAAUCAUCGUUGAACAGUCUGAGUCAAAAGAAUAGGAAAUAUAUGAGAGGUUCCUACAAGGUGGCGGAAGAAAAGGAACUGCAGCUACAUCCCCACCCGGGACUUAUAUGCCUGGUGGGAGGCCGGGCGGGGCUAUAGCCAAAGCUUCACAGCUGAGAGUGUUCCGAAAGUAUUGCUUAGGUGUAAUCAAUACCAUAUGUGCGGAUUCCACAGAUAUGAAGGAGAAAUUCCUAGACACAAUAAUUUUAUAGGCAUUUGUAGGCCCCCAGCAUAAUCCCUUGGUCAGCUUUUGGCACAAGGUGACCAUUGAGUUGCACAGGAGGACCUAGAGAUUCUUAGAGGCAUGAUCUUGCAGGUAAGACAUGACAAAAUCUUUUUAUUUGCGUUUUUCCACCUUGGUGGAGGUCUUGUGCCUUUAAUCCCCACAAAAGUGGGAGGUUUACAUAAAAACACUCAGUGGAUGUAUGGACUCUGAUUUCUUCGGGGUUCCGAUACUUUUAAGUACAUUAAGAUAACUUGGUUGUGACGCCAGGAUUUCCAACUAAGAUUCAAUUACAGUCUUUUGUCAA